This is a messenger RNA of Ilyonectria robusta, 1279 nucleotides long. RefSeq lists its product as uncharacterized. Gene Ontology annotation, biological process: mitotic sister chromatid segregation; kinetochore assembly. Gene Ontology annotation, cellular component: nucleus. The record is from RefSeq and is a predicted model, not a curated record. NCBI's taxonomy places the organism in Eukaryota, Fungi, Ascomycota, Sordariomycetes, Hypocreales, Nectriaceae. The transcript is spliced from 2 exons. The coding region runs from base 177 to 1160 and encodes 327 amino acids.
GGGCACGGGCCGUGCAUGAAAGAGGUGUAGGUACGCGGGCGACCGGCGCCACAAAUUGGCCCACUCCAUCUUGAGCCUUGAAAGAUAUCGACUGCGAUAUUCGACAGUCCUGCGAACCAGUCCGAGUCCCUUCUCAUUUACAAAAAUAGCAUCAGUGGAGCUUGCUUCGCCGGACCAUGAAUGAGAGGUCGCACGGCGCAGAGGCGCAGUUAUACACCGCCAACCUCGACCACACGCUGAAAGAGCUUCAGAAGAAGAUUCGAGAACAUGAGAAUGAAUUGCAAAAGCUCCGUUCGAGCCAAGUUGAACUUCCCCCCUCCGUCAAAGGGCAGGCUCAAGUGAUCAAAGCUGCUCUGGACGAGGUGACAGAUUCUGAACCGUUUUUGCCGUCCCCAGGAUCCCUCCUCCCGGCAUUGCUGGCCUUGCGCAAGACACAUCAGACGAUCAAGGAUUCCAAUACCUAUCUUGUGUCGCAACGCACCAGCUAUGAGCUGGUCGCGCGCCAGCUGGAGGCAGACCAAGCCCGACUAAAGGACCAAAAUCUACUCAAGGAUGCUCUUGAAGCGCGAAUCCAGUCCCUGCGCAGUGAGCUGGACGUCAAUGCUGAUGUGACCCCAGAAGCGGGCGCGCGAGAGCACCUCCAGGAGCUGAGGAAAAAGAAAAAAGGGUAUGACCAGGAAACCUCAAAGCUCAUGAAAGUACUGCUCGGGUUCAUCAAUGACAAUCUCGCACCAAUGCUCGCAGCGGAGGAGCUCGGUGGGCCCGUCGUGGGCGAUCUCAUGGACAUUGAGGGCGACGAUCUUGCGGCCGGCUUCAACUCUCAGGGAAAGUUGAAGAAGGCCCCAGAAGGCGCAGGCAAGGACGACAAGCGUCAGCGGCGAAUCGAUGAAAUCUGGGGCCAAGCUGGCAACGACGAGCAGAGCGAGAGGACUGGACCGCAAGACGAGGUUGUUGCAGCUAGCGCGGAGAUGAAGCAGCUCACUGAAGAGCUCCUCAACACGCUCUCCGAGGCCAAGGGCAACACCGAGGCGGCAUAUGUCCAACUACCAAGAGAAUCAGCCGCAGCUCGGUUCCUUGUGCGGUCAAAGGUGGCACAGUUCCACCCAAAAGAUGCGACGAGGCUCAGACUCAUUGACUUUGGAAGGGAGUUGGAGGCUUAGAGUCGCAAAAAUGGGUACACAGCUAUGUAGCACUGAGUUUGGAGUCCAUACACUGAAUGAUGAUGAGAAAACGGCCUAGCAGGCUGAGAACGCGGACUUCACUCCCCUGUAAUUUCCCU